Molecule: messenger RNA, 375 nt
Organism: Staurois parvus
Lineage: Eukaryota; Metazoa; Chordata; Amphibia; Anura; Ranidae
Source: the annotation of a GenBank genome assembly
UCAAACAAGUAAUUUUUCUCCUUCACUGAUGUGCGUUGAUGAGGCAGCACUGAUGGGCACUGAUAGGCAGCACUAAUGAGGUGGCACGGAUAGGCGGCGCUGAUAGGCGGCACUGAUGAUGGGUACUGAUAGACAGCACUGAUAGGUGGCACUGACUGGCAUCACUGCUGGGCACUGACUGGCAGCACUGCUAGACAUUGACUGGCGCAACUGAUGGGCACUGACUGGCACAACAGCUGGGCACCGACUGGUGGACCUGACUGGCAGCACUGCAUUGAUGGGCACUGCUGGGUGGCACAGGUGGGUGGCACUGGUGGGCACAGGUGGGUGCACUGCUGGGUGGCACCGCUGGGCACUGGUGGGCGGCACUGCUGG